AGAUCUGAUGCGGCAGUCUUUGUGCACCGUCCUCCCCGUCCCCCCCCCCACACGCCUGAGCAUGAAGCGGAACCCUGUGGAAUAUAGCAGCGCAUUGUAAUCCGGACCCCGGCCUCGCCUCGCAGCGCCGAACUGCUGCCCACCCGAAAGACGCAGAGACGCACCUAUCGCGAAAGUCGCGCAACUUGGUUAAAGCUACCAGACGCGGGAGGCAUGGCUGACCAUCUGAUGAUGCCAAUGAACCAUGGCUCAGCAGGCAGCAGUCUCCACGGUUACAGGAUGGGCAUGAAUGGCGGCCUGCAGGCAGGUCACCAGCAGCAUGCCAACCAGCCGGGCAUGCGGGCACUGCCCAAUGGCCAGAUGAUGCACUAUGGCGGGGGCCAGGCCAACAUGGAGGCCGCCAUGAGGCAGCGGCAGGGCAUGGUGGGAGGGCCCAUGAAUGGACAGCUGAAUGGCGCGCAGAUGGGUCACCACCAGAUGACCUCUGGUAACAUGAUGUACAACGGCCAGCCCCAGCAACAGCAGCAUCAUCCCCAGCAACAACAGCAUCACCCCCAGCAACAGCAGCAUCACCCCCAGCAACAACAGCAUCACAUGCAUCCUCAGCAACAAGCCCAGCACCCGCAGCAGCAGCAGCAGCAGCAGCAACAGUUCAUGAAUGGCGGGCUAACGUCCCAGCAGCUCAUGGCUAGCAUGCAGCUGCAGAAACUCAACACCCAGUAUCACGGACACCCACUCGGGCCUAUGGUGGGGAACCACAUGGGCCCUGGUGCCCAGUACCGCAUGAACCCAGCCCAGCUGGCCAACAUGCAGCACAUGGCUGGGCCGGCCCUGGCUCUGAAUGGCAUGGACGCAGACAUGAUUGACGAGGAGGUUCUGACCUCGCUGGUCAUGGAGUUGGGCCUGGAUCGGGUCCAGGAGCUGCCGGAACUCUUCCUGGGCCAGAAUGAGUUUGACUUCAUCUCAGACUUUGUCAGCAAACAGCAGCCCAGCACCGUUAGCUGCUGAGAGGACCCGGACGAGAACUGUUGAGAAGGAGGUAUGGUUUGGAGACCUUGGAGGGGUGAGGAUCAUCCAGGAUGGAUCACGUCCGCUUGACUCUACUGCUUUUUAUUUGGUGAGCACCAGCCAGUACAGGGGGCGCGAGAGAAGAGACGCUCAAGUAUGGAUACACACCGAACGCACAGUGCCGACGCCUCACAUGUGCCGGGGGCCGAUGGAUGGUUGUUUUGGUUGGGCCAAGUUCCACCUCUUCCCCUUCUACUGGACAUGAAUGUAAUAAAGAACUGGUGAAAUUCUCAGAAGCCACUCUGAACAAUGCUAAGACACUGUGUAGCCUCCAGACUCAGACUCCAGUUUAGCAACAAAAAGGUGUAUUUAUUUAUUGCUCACUGAAGAAAUCGAUAAAUUGAUAUAGAGAACGACCACCAACCGAUUUUCCAUUUUGAAAAUCAAGUGGUUGUGAUAAUUUUUUUUUUUUUUGAGGAUGGGGGUGGUGGGGGGGGGCUGGGAAGGGCUUGUGUUAAGAUUAAGUUCUCUUUUAAUACAUUUGUCAGUCAGUUUUGACCUCCUGGAAAAAAAGAAAAAGAAAAGAAUAAACGGAGGCGACGAUGUCGCCCAGCAAGAGCUUGGAUUUCUAUCACGAACCUGAGACGACAGACAAGUAGAAUGUUAUCUCGUGCAUUUGAGGAGUCUCAUCCAGAUUUUAAAUGGUUCACUUUUUUUUUUUUUGGGGGGGGGGGGGGGGAGUGCUGCCUUUAGGUUGUGGUGUUCUCCAAAUCCACUGCUUGUACUGUAAUGAAGCUGUAUAACUCCAGAAAAUGUCCACACUGUCCUGUUCUAUUGAGCUCUGUAGAACCGCCUUAAGACGCGCAGAUUUUUUUUUUUUAAUUUAUUGGUUGUUUAUGUUGUCCCCCUCUUUGUGGUCAAGGUGGGGA
This is a messenger RNA of Lampris incognitus (smalleye Pacific opah), 1937 nucleotides long. RefSeq names its product Cbp/p300-interacting transactivator, with Glu/Asp-rich carboxy-terminal domain, 4b (gene cited4b). Gene Ontology annotation, biological process: regulation of DNA-templated transcription. NCBI's taxonomy places the organism in Eukaryota, Metazoa, Chordata, Actinopteri, Lampriformes, Lampridae. Bases 214 to 1008 code for a protein of 264 amino acids. The record is from RefSeq and is a predicted model, not a curated record. Gene Ontology annotation, cellular component: nucleus. The transcript is spliced from 2 exons.